Solanum pennellii is the source of this 4848-nucleotide messenger RNA. RefSeq names its product retrovirus-related Pol polyprotein from transposon RE2. Lineage: Eukaryota; Viridiplantae; Streptophyta; Magnoliopsida; Solanales; Solanaceae. Bases 1 to 4848 code for a protein of 1615 amino acids. Gene Ontology annotation, molecular function: nucleic acid binding. Gene Ontology annotation, biological process: DNA integration. The record is from RefSeq and is a predicted model, not a curated record. The transcript has 2 exons.
AUGGAAGACCCAUCGGAAAACCCACCAGAAAAUCCAAACCAGCUUAUUUCUAUGGAACAUAUGCAACAACUGUUUCAAAUGUUCCAAACACUCAACAAAAGCUCAACCAACAUCGAACCAGUGACUUCACAAACAGUGCGAGUCGCGGAAAAAUUGAACUUCACCAACUACACCAAAUGGUGUAAACUGAUGCAGAUAGCAAUUGGUGGUCGGGGAAGACUCAAUCACAUCAUCGUCAAUCCCAUUUCACCAGACGAUCCAGAAUACCAGCAAUGGGCUCAAAAAGAUUCGAUGGUCAUUUCAUGGAUCAUCGAGAAUAUUGACGGAGACCUCGUGAAUCAAUUCUUGGACUACAAAACUGCCCGAGAUUUAUGGAAAGGCAUCGAAACUCUACUCAGUAGCGGCAGAGAUGAACUGCAGAUCUAUGAUCUGAACACAAAGGCAACAUCUAUGAAACAAGGGAUAGACACGAUAGAGGUCUAUUUCAGUAAAUUGAAUACCCUAUGGAAAGAAAUCGAUAGACGAAUGCCGAACCCAAUGAAAUGCGCAGAAGACAUCACACUGUUCAACUCAUUUAUACAACGACAAAGGCUGUACCAGUUUUUGGCCGGUGUAAAUGAUUCACUUGACAAAGAAAAGCGAGACAUCCUAAAUCUAGAUCCCCUUCCAACCAUUGAUGCCGCAUAUGCCACCAUCAGACGAGAAAUUGCUCGUCGUGGCAUAAUGACCGGCAACUCAUCACUGGAACGAGGUCCCUCAGAGAUCGGAAGUGGUCUUGUCACUCAACGCCGGUCAGAUUCUUCAUUUAGCCGGUCAGAUUCAUCAUUCCGGCGAGAGGACAAAACUCACCUCAAAUGCAGCCACUGCGGAGGAACCAAACACACCAAGGAAGGAUGCUUUAAGCUCAUCGGCUACCCAGAAUGGUGGGAAGAUCUGAGACAGCGUAAAGCCGCCACCAAGGUAACAAAGACCGGCGGCAAGGCUAACGCCGCCAUCGGAGAAGGAGAACCGACCAGCGAGGCUUCGUCAACCACUGUCACCAACAGGCGAGCGGGUACCGGCGAGGCUUCGUCGACCAGCGUUACCGACAGGAGAACAGGUAUGAGUGGCAAAGAUGGGUUCACCAAAAUUUCCGGUGAACCAUGGAUGGAGACAGAGGAAGCGACGGGAAGGAGAAGAGAGAAAAUUCUAGAGGAGCCGUCCUCUAGAAAUGAAAGUGAGGGAAAACAAGAGGCCCUAAAAAAAUCUGACCCUUUAGCCCUUGAGCCCAAAAAAUCAGAAGCCCAAUUAUAUAAAAAACCCAAGGAAAAACAAAGUGUGGGUCUCAUGUGCAAUAAGUCCAAUUGGAUUUUUGACUGUGGGGCCACGGACACUAUGUCAUACGAUCCAACCGAUUUUCUCUCCUCCACAUCAACUACCCGUACUAAGAUUCAAACUGCAAAUGGGGAGUUUAUUCCAAUUACUCAAGCCGGAGAUGUGGAUAUUACAUCAGAAAUCCAUUUAAAAAAUUGUCUUUUAAUUCCAAGUCUUACCCACAAACUUUUAUCUGUCAGUCAAUUAACCAAGGAACUAAACUGUACAAUUCUAAUGACUUCCUCUGAUUGUAUUGUACAGGAUGCUCAGACGGGGCGGAUCAUUGGUCGUGGUAUUGAAAGAGGAGGUCUAUACUAUGUGAACGAGGUGACUCAACAGGGUAACGCUUUGCUUGCUCAAGGGUCGCCGGAAUAUCAGAUCUGGAUGUGGCACCGACGGCUAGGUCAUCCGUCUUUAAGUUAUCUUAAACGAUUAUUUCCCUCUUUUAAGGACAUUGAUUUUGUUUUGGACUGUGAAGCAUGUGUACUUGCAAAAAGUCAUAAACAUUCUUAUUCUCCCAGUUCAACUCAUGUUUCUAAGCCAUUUACCCUAAUUCAUUCUGAUGUCUGGGGUCCUGCACCUGAAUUUGCCUUUUAUAAAUAUUCCUAUUUUGUUUUGUUUGUGGAUGAUUGCACCCGUAUGAGUUGGGUUUAUUUUCUAAAAAAUAAAUCUGAAGUAUAUGAUGUGUUUAUAAAUUUCUACAACAUGAUCUGUACCCAAUUUGCUGCCCAACCUCAAAUUCUUCGAUCUGAUAACGGAGGAGAAUACAUAAACUUAGAUAUGAAACAGUUCAUUUCUGAUCAUGGCCUCAUUCACCAGACUACCUGUCCGGACACUCCUCAACAAAACGGGAUAGCUGAACGGAAAAACCGAACCCUUCUUGAGAUUACUAGAGCCAUUAUGUUAGAAUCCCAUGUCCCUGUCCAUUUUUGGCCAGAGGCCAUUGCCACAGCCACAUAUCUAACCAACCGACUACCUACCAAACCUCUUGCAUACCAAACUCCUCUUGACACUCUUUCUUCCCAUGUGUCCAUCCCUUCCUAUCAUUCUCUACCUCCACGGGUGUUCGGAUGUGUUGUCUAUGUUCAUCUCCCAAAAAGAAUCAGAAAUAAACUUGAACCACGAGCCAUCAAAUGUGUUUUUAUUGGGUAUGGGGUUACUCAAAAAGGGUACCGAUGCUAUGAUCCCAUUCAAAACAAAAUCUACACCAGCCUUGACUGCGAGUUUUUUGAACACUCCUAUUACUAUACCCAGCCUGGUCCUCAGGGGGAGACUACGAAUGAUGACCUUAGCUGGUUAAUAUAUCCAGAAAUGAUGGACCUUGAUCCUCCAACGCAAGUAAGCAAUACCACCGACGUCAACUCUGAAACAUCUGUAUCAGCUCCCUCUCCUCAAACCACUCCAAUGACAACCACUGAGCACCCUGAGUCAACAUCAGUUGAGGUAAAUUCUGAAUUGUGUACUGUUCCUACUGACUCUGUGUCUAGUGAUAAUUGUCAAAACAGAUAUGAGCUUCCUCACAGAAGCACGAGAGGUGUUCCUCCCAAAAGGUAUGACCCGGAAUAUGAAGAUCAACGGUCCAGAUACCCCAUAGAAAGAAUCAGCAAUGAAAACUUGUCCAACACAGCUGUUGCCUUCACUACCUCCCUGUACUCAACAAACAUUCCCAGAACCGUGGAAGAAGCUUUUGAAGAUGAGAAGUGGAGACAAGCCAUGGAAAAUGAAUAUGUUGCCUUGGAAAAGAAUCACACAUGGGAAAAAUGUAUUCUACCCAAAGGGAAGAAGAAGGUAGGGUGUAGAUGGGUAUUCUCCAUUAAGCACCGGGCAGAUGGAACCAUUGAAAGGUACAAGGCAAGAUUGGUGGCCAAGGGUUACACUCAGACCUUUGGGAUCGACUAUUCAGAGACUUUUUCCCCAGUAGCCAAGAUAGACACAAUACGGGUAUUGUUCUCUGUAGCAGCAAACAAAGAUUGGCCCUUGUAUCAGUUCGAUGUUAAAAAUGCCUUCCUCCAUGGAAGCAUUGAAGAAGAAGUCUAUAUGGAACCCCCUCCAGGAUAUUCUCAUGACUUUAAAGAUGGAGAAGGAUGUAAAUUGAAGAAAGCCCUGUAUGGCUUAAAGCAGUCUCCAAGAGCUUGGUUUGGAAGGUUCACUAAGGCUAUGAAGAAAUUUGGGUACAGACAGAGUAAUUCUGAUCAUACUUUAUUCAUAAAAGGGGCAAAUCAGAAAAUCACCUGUCUAAUUAUAUAUGUAGAUGAUAUGAUCAUCACCGGAAAUGAUGAAGAAGAAAUUGUUACCUUAAAGGGGAAGUUGUUUCAGGAAUUUGAGAUGAAAGAUCUAGGAAACUUAAAGUACUUUCUUGGUAUAGAAGUCUUAAGAUCCACGCAAGGGAUCUUUAUUCACCAACGAAAGUAUAUUCUUGAUCUUUUAACUGAAACAGGAAUGUUAGGGAGUAAACCGGCUGACACUCCAAUUAUAGCAAAUCAUGGUCUUCAGGUCAUAGAAGGGGCAAAGGCAACUGACAAAGAACAAUAUCAGAAGAUUGUUGGGAAACUCAUUUAUCUAGCCCACACAAGACCAGAUAUUGCAUAUGCAGUGGGGAUAGUGAGUAGAUUCAUGCAUCUACCCCAAAUACAUCACAUGACAGCAGUAAUGAGGAUUCUGAGAUAUCUAAAGGGUACAAGCAGCACCGGGAUCUACUUCGGGAAAAAUGAUAGCCUCGAUAUAACUGCCUACACCGAUGCAGAUUGGGCCGGAGACCGAGAUGAAAGGAAAUCCACUUCUGGAUACUUCACCUUGGUAGGAGGGAAUCUGGUCACUUGGAGAAGCAAGAAGCAAAAGGUUGUAGCCCUGUCAAGUGCGGAAGCUGAAUUCAGAGGAAUUGUGAAAGGAAUAACUGAAAUCCUAUGGAUUAGGAAACUGCUAAAUGAACUCGGUUUUCCUCAGAAAACAGCCUGCAAGUUAUUUUGCGACAACAAAGCAGCAAUAAGUAUUUCUGGAAAUCCUGUCCAACAUGACAGAACAAAACAUGUUGAGGUUGAUCGACACUUCAUCAAAGACAAGUUAGAAGACAAGGUUAUCAAACUUCCAUUUGUUCGAUCAAAAGAUCAACUGGCAGACAUCCUAACCAAGGCUGUUAGUACUGAAGCUUUCAGCAAUGUCUUGCGCAAGUUGAGCAUUGGAAAUCCGAGUGCACAACUUGAGGGGGAGUUUUUGAGGAGGAUGGAUUCAAACAAUGUUGACAACAAUAGUCAAGAAAUGUCUAAUUUUAGCUCAUGUUUGGGAAGAGUUGAUAGGAGUUGGUCAGGGAACAUGGCACCUAACUCUGGCUAUGAGAAUGUGAUGACUCGAACGUCGAACAAAGGCGCUCACCGCCUUCAUAACAGCUAUGGUGGUCCGAUGGAGUUUCCCAGUGUCACGCCGAGGCUGCAACGAUGCUCCGGGAUGAGAAGAGAUUGGAGUUUUGAGGAACUAUGCAGGCAGAUGAAUGAGGGUUGA